AUGGUCUCGAGCGCGCGGGGGCUGGGUUUGGAGAAUUCCUGCAUAUGCAAAACAUUACCCUAUGUUAAUAAAAAGGAUCUCGAAUGUGCGCGUUCGUUUUUCGAUGUAAAUGAUAAAGCUACCCUCGCUGUGACCGGUCAUAUCCGGGUGAAUUUGGAAUCUGAAGUGAGACAGAAGGAAAGCCAACGUUUGCAGCGGGAGGUUGCUCUUGCGCAUCAUGAGCAACUCGACGCGAUGCUUGCACGUCAAACGCAGCAUCGUCAGCAGAUGCAGGCCAUUAUUAAUGCACACCAAGACAGGAUUACGCAAAGAAUAAAGGCACUAUUGGGUACAGUUAAUCAGGAAGAUAAUAAUGAUAUUGAUGUAAAUAAAACACCAGAUGAUUGUGAGGAUGUUCCUCAAAUGAAAGAAAAGAGACAACUGUUACAACUAGUGCAAUCUCUUCAAGAAAAUCAUGAUAAGGAAAUAGAUCUAAUGGAAACGUCUUACAGACGACAACUAGCAUUCUUAGAAGUCUCGUUAAGUCAAUACGAAGAGAGGAUGAAAGAAGAAAGUCAAAAAUUGACGAAAUUCUAUUCAGAGAAGAUAGCAUGGCUAGAAGAACACCAUUUGCUGUACAAAAGAUUGACAGAGGAGAACUUAGCUUCACUUGCUGAACGGCAUAAAGGUGAAACUGAAAUGUUGAGGCAACAACAUUUAGAGAAUGUUAAAGUAUUACAAGAACACCAUGCGGCACUCAUGGAGAAUAUUAAGAAAGCGGUCAAGAAUGAACAGGCCAUUAUUCAAGAUUCUGCAGGAUUCUCUUCAGAUCUCCGUGAAUUAGUAUCACAAGUCAAUGAAAACAAAGAACAGAGUCAGCAGAUAGUAGAAAAAGUUCAGCUUUUGGUUGAGAAUAUGCAACGCGAUAUGGGAAGGACCUUACAAACAAGAGAGACACAAGUAAACGAUAUGAUACAACAACUGAAAAUCGACCGAGAAAAUUUUGAAAAAGAGAAAACUGACAGCAGAGAAAUGGUGAAUUUACUUGAGAAAAGGUUAAAACAAAUGACAGCGAUGAUUGAAGAAGAAUCGGCUAUAUUGAAACAAAAAAAAAUGGAGUUUGAAUUUGAGAAGGCGACUUUCAAUAAGCAGACCGAGUUUGCUAAAAAUGUCUUAAAGAAACAAGAUGAUGAAAUCAAGAUGUUGAAAGAAGAUAUUCAGAAAGAGUACCACGAUAAAAUUUCAAAAAUUAAUGAAGAUAGGUCUAAAGCAGAAAAAGACACUGCGGUGAUUGCAAAAGAAAAAGCUUCAAUAGCUAAUUUGAAACAGGAACUUGAUAAAAUUAAAGCAGACUUACAAUCUCAAUUAGAAGAAGUUAGCGAAGAGAGAUUAAAAAUCAAUUUGGAAAAACAACAGAUUCAUAUGGAAGAGCAGAGAGUAAUGGCAAAGAGUCGUGAUUUAGAUAUGUUAGCCAAAGCGGCAAUAGAAAAACAAUCACAAGCAGAUAAAAAAUAUUCAGAGGCAGAACUUAUGCAAGCAAAGUAUGAAGAGAGAAUAAGACGUAUUCAAGAGCAUGUUAUUUCACUAAACACCAGAGAGAAGCAGAUAGCUAAAGAGAAGGUAGCUUUGUCUAGAGAAAGACUGAAUCUCCAUAAUGAAAGGAAAAAAGUGGAGACUAAGCAGCAGUGUUCCUUAUGUAGAACAUCGCAAUACGUGCCGCAGUAUAACUUUGAGAGUGCUUUUCCAGAUAGUUUUUUAAAUGUUUCCGUAUCUAGAGACCAAGGUGAUGCAAACGUUAAUUCUGCCGUGUCUGCUAUAGCGAGUGAAAUUGUAAACCUAAGAAUGAGUAAAAACUUUGAUUUUCGACACAGAUAUGAUGGUAAUUCACCUUUAGACGAUAAAGCUGUAGGUGAUGAUAAUUUACAAACGAUGCAGACUACAGAUUCUGUUUCUGGAGGAUUCAAAGAUUAUAACAUGGAUCCAAAAUUUAUGAUGCUCCGAUUGGAUGUCCAACAAGUACUCAAUAAUUUAGAGGGAAAUGUAAAAAAUAAAGAAGAUCAAGAAUUUCAUGAAAAUGAUGAUUAA
Molecule: messenger RNA, 2064 nt
Organism: Diatraea saccharalis (sugarcane borer)
Lineage: Eukaryota; Metazoa; Arthropoda; Insecta; Lepidoptera; Crambidae
Source: the annotation of a GenBank genome assembly